Molecule: messenger RNA, 8669 nt
Organism: Salarias fasciatus (jewelled blenny)
Lineage: Eukaryota; Metazoa; Chordata; Actinopteri; Blenniiformes; Blenniidae
Gene: arhgef9a
Product: Cdc42 guanine nucleotide exchange factor (GEF) 9a
Exons: 15
Coding region: 303-4112 (1269 amino acids)
Molecular function (GO): guanyl-nucleotide exchange factor activity; protein binding
Source: RefSeq, a predicted model, not a curated record
CCAAGAGUUCACCGGGCUGUCCUCCUCCUGCUCUGAGCGGCGGACUUUUCUCCACCUCUGGCUGAUUAAGUUGUGGACUUUUUUCGGGGCAAACUUUAAACACAUGUGAGUGUCAGAAAGGAGAAAAGGGAGUCGCUGGAUGUUCCGCCGCCCUCUCGGGGAGAGAAGUGGAGCUCAGGGAGGAAGCGCAGCGGAGGACUCCGGCCGGUGUUUCCCUCUUGUUAAUGGGUGUUUGAGAGAGAGGGAGGCCUGGAGCAUGAUGUCCGUUGGAAGUGAUAGCUGACACCGUAGAAUGAGAGAGGAUGGAGCAGACAGACAACCCUGCCCCUGAGAGCAACAACCCUAAUGGGUUUGUCAACCGAGUGUUUAAUGUUUCUCUGGAUGUGGAGAAUGAGACCGGCAGUGUUUCUAUUCAGGAGACUGGGCCAGGGCCUGCAGAGGAGCAGGGAGAGAUCCACGCUGCCUCCUGUCAGACCCCUGUCAAGGACAGACAGGAGGUCAACCGGAGGCCCCGUGCCACGGGGGGCAUAUGGAAGAUCCUGAAUCGAAAGAGAGCUGUCUCGGAGCUGGAGAGGAGACCACACUCAAUGAUCUUGCCUGGAGAGGCUUCCAUCCCUAAACUCUCCUUUGCUGACAAAGUUCGCUCUUUCAAGAAGCUUAAAUCCCCCGCUGUGUUCAGAGGGAAGACGGGGAAGCUGUCCAAUGCCAAAUUCACCAGCUCCUUGGUGGACGAGGAGUCGUUUUGCCGCGAGAUCGGCACUCCUCAGCAGUCCAGCAGGGGCACGCUUAAACACCGUGGCAAGAGGCAUUCAUAUGCUGGCUAUACAGCAGAGUUCGACUGCUCAUUUGAAGACAUUGACCUUUCCGCUCCUAUGGACGGCCAUCAGUCCACUGUAAUGGGAGAGGCUGUGACUCAGAACGGCUUCAAACCAACCGAAAGAGUUUCCUAUUCUAAAAAAAGCCACAACAAUUUAUCCAACUGCCAAAAAACUGUGGCGAGCUGUGAGGAGCCCAGCAUUAAGGGCAGUCCGAGAACCCACCACGGCGGAGCACGGAGGCAUAAAGAUGUGUGGAGUUACCUGAGGAGGAUUUCCCUUCUGGGGAAGAGCAAUCCCGUCUACUCCGAGAGGAGCUUUGAAUCCGAGCUGCCCUCACUGGACAAGACCAUGGACUCUGACUACGGCUCUGUAGACUUUGAAAGCGUCAGAGACUUUCAGCCUCCGCCCCCGAAACAGUCGGAUACCAAGGGGCACUUCGGUGGCCUCUUCAAAUUUUUCAACAGCGUGGCAGAAACGGCGAGAAAAUGGCGCACGACGUCUCGCUCCUUCUCCCCUCCGGAGGGAGAGAGGUCGCCGGUGAACUCCCCGCGGAUGCUGCAGCGCACGGCGGACGGCGUUCACAGUGUGUCCCUGACACUGCACAAUGAAGGACUCCCGCAAUCCCAGCCUACCCCGUCAUCGCCAAUGACCGAUAAAUCCCCACACUCCGGUGGAGCUGACAGCGAGGAUCCAGCACCUGUGACAGCUGGGCGCUCCCCCAAGGUGGUGCUGAAAGCCUUCAGGGCAUGCCCGGGACAGCGAGCUGUCAAUGGCCUUCAGGGUUUUGAGCUUACGGAACAACCUGCGGACGGAGAGGCAAACCACCAGUCCACGGCCGUCGUGGAAAACCACGUCGCUCAUUCAGACACGGGAGCUGAAACAGAAGCACAGGUUGAAAGAGGUCAAUUGAACUGUGUCUGUCGAGAGGAAAAGGUAGAGGGUCGGACAGGAAAUGAGCAGGAUUCCAGGGAUGCUCCUCUUGACUCCCAGCGUUUACAGGAAGCGAGUGACCAAUCACAACAAGGUGAUAAAGACAGCACGACCAACAGUGUGCCUGCCUCAGAUUCCACAGAAGAAAUAUUCAAGCUGUGCGAGCAGAUUGCCAGCCAGACAGGCUGCAGCGUCAGACAGCCGGGGCCCGCCGUGCCCCACUCCGGCACAGAGAGGACCUCUGUACCCCGCAAGCGCCCUCGUCCCCGCCCCCGCCCGGCCUCGGUGGCGCUGGACCUGCGGCGGCACAACCCGGACCGGGAUCUCUACAGCCACUACAGCGAGGUGGGCUCGCUGGCCCGUCGGAGACGCAGGCCCGCCCCCGCCGUGCAGCUCUCCCCGGAUCAGAGACGGACGGCCGGCCGAGCCAGGCCGUGCUCCGUCAUAGAGACCAGUGUUACUAGGGAGACGCAGUCCACGGAGCUGCAUCACAGAGCCUUGUCUCGCCCUCUGGGGGUGUCACCGCUAGAGCCCCCCCACAGGGCAUCUCUCCAGAGAUGUCGCUCCCUGCCGCUCCCCCCCAGCACUCUCACAGCUUUGGCUCUGCUCCUGCCGACAUCAGGAGACAUGGGUCAUUCUUCAUCCGUGCGUCUGCGGUCUGGAGGCUCCGGCAGCUGCAGGAGGAGGAGGCUGCUCAGACCCGGGUCAGAACCGCUGCAGGUUAACAUAUUGAUAAGUGGAGGUUCAAUCGUCAACGCUGAGGCGGUAUGGGACCAUGUGACCAUGGCGGACCGGGAGUUGGCGUUUAAGGCCGGCGACGUCAUCAAGGUGCUGGACGCCUCCAACAAGGACUGGUGGUGGGGCCAGAUUGACGAGGAGGAAGGAUGGUUUCCUGCCAGCUUCGUACGGGUGGAACCCCACCCUCCUCAGCCCCAAACAAAACAGGUUUUCUAUAUCAACCCCAUAGCAACUCCACGGUUCCAAAACACCACGUCAAAGCUGUGGGUGAACCAGGAGGACGGGGGAGCGGAGCCAGCCGAGGGGACCAGCGAGGUGCAGAACGGGCACCUGGAUCCCACCAAUGACUGCCUGUGUCUGGGCUCGCCGCUCCAGAACCGGGACCAGAUGCGGGCCAACGUCAUCAACGAGAUCAUGAGCACGGAGCGGCACUACAUCAAACACCUCAAGGACAUCUGCGAGGGCUACUUGCGCCAGUGCAGGAAGCGCGUGGACAUGUUUAACGACGACCAGCUCAAGGUCAUCUUUGGGAACAUCGAGGACAUUUAUCGCUUCCAGAUGGGCUUUGUUAGAGAUUUGGAGAAGCAGUACAACACGGAGGAGCCGCAUCUCUCUGAAAUCGGGCCGUGUUUUUUAGAACACCAAGAUGGCUUCUGGAUCUACUCAGAGUACUGUAACAACCACUUGGACGCCUGCAUGGAGCUCAGCAAGCUGAUGAGGGAUGGCAGGUACCAGCACUUCUUCGAGGCCUGCCGCCUUCUCCAGCAGAUGAUUGACAUCGCCAUCGACGGCUUCCUGCUCACCCCUGUCCAGAAGAUCUGCAAAUACCCGCUCCAGUUGGCUGAGCUUCUUAAAUACACCGCGCAGGAGCACAGUGACUAUCGAUACGUGGCGGCGGCCCUGGCGGUAAUGCGGAACGUCACUCAGCAGAUCAACGAGAGGAAGAGGAGGCUGGAGAACAUCGACAAGAUCGCCCAAUGGCAGGCCUCCGUCCUGGACUGGGAGGGGGACGAUAUCCUGGACAGGAGCUCGGAGCUCAUCUACACCGGGGAGUUGUCAUGGAUCUAUCAGCCGUAUGGACGCAGCCAGCAGAGAGUCUUCUUCCUUUUUGAUCACCAGCUGGUCCUCUGCAAGAAGGAUCUGAUACGCCGGGACAUCCUGUACUAUAAGGGCCGCAUCGACAUGGAUCGCUACGAGGUGCGGGACGCCAUCGACGGGCGCGACGACGAUUUCAACGUCAGCGUGAAAAAUGCUUUCAAGUUGUGCAACAAAGACAGCGAGGAGAUCCACAUCUUCCUGGCCAAGAAACCCGAGGAGAAGAUCCGCUGGCUCAGGGCCUUCCACGAGGAGAGGAAGAUGGUGCAGGAGGAUGAGAAAAUCGGUUUCGAGAUCUCCGAGUACCAGAAGCGUCAGGCAGCCAUGACAGUGAGAAAGGUGACCAAACAGAAAGGUGUAAACAGGUGCACGCCCCCCUCAUACCCGCCCCCCCAGGACCCCCUCAGCGUGGGGCAGUAUGAGGUUACGGAGGACAUGGCACAAGCAGAGGUUUUUGAAUUCAGUCAAUCCAAAAGAGGCCAGGCUCCUUUCUGGCAGAAUUUUAGUAGAUUAGCUCCAUUUAAGAAAUAGAGAAACACAGACUCUUCCGAAGGACCAGCUAUUUUUCUUAGAAGCACUAAACACUGGAUGAUUAUGUCCCAUGAUGAAGAAAAAUAUGAAAAACAUACACACACAAGAGACUUGGAAGUCAAGGACCAAUGUUAAUAUAGAGAGCGACUGGAAAGCAGCAAGAGGACUGAAGACUUGGAUUUAAAAAAAAAAAAAAAAAAUGGAGGAAAAAAAUACAACUUUACAAUUCAUAUAUGUUAGUAACGUUCUUAGUUAUCAUGCCUCUCCAGCUGAGUCGUCCAUCACUAACUCUUCCCCUCCGAUUCUGCAUAUUCGCUCCGUCUGAAUGUCCUGGAGGUUUUUUUUUUUUUUUGUUUGUUUUUUGGGAUUCCCACCAGAUUUUGUUUCGCUCCACCAUCUGGAAUCAGGAGGUCACGCGUGGGGUCAUUCCCAGGAAGUCGUGCUGACGGGGGUCCGAGAGCUGAGGUCUCGGCGCGCCGCUGCUGCUAUGUGAGGUUUUACUUUUUUCUUUUUUUUUUUGUCUUUUUUUUUUUUGUCUUUUUUUGCUGCAUUCUUCUGAAUGUGAGAUCGAUGAGCGACGACCUCAGCUGCCGGGCCGUGGAGUCCAGCCCGUCCCAUCACGGACCGGUCUGGAUCGUGGUCUCCUCCUCCUCUCUCCUCCCCUCCACUCUGCAGACAGAAAGCCCCCCCCCCCCUCCCUCCCUCUAUCUCUCCAUCCACCUGCUCGGCCUCCGUGAGUCAGCGGCUCUCGGAGGGGAGGCUCUCAUUCACUCGGAAACCCGCCGCCGGCCACGAUACGCCGGGUCAGGGAACAAAUCAAUAGAAUAUUUACAUCCUCUCCACCAAGCGCUCGUGACAGGGUAUUCAUAUCCGACCACGCCGGGGAUCGCCGCCCGGAGCCCGCCUGCUCAGACGGAACAGCUGGGAGCCGGAGAUAGGCAGGCUGCGGUCCACCUGCCUGGCGUCGCACCCCCACCCCCCACCCCCCCAGAGACCACCCCUGUAGCACUGUGCUGGCAGCUCACUGGGUGUUUUUAUGGAAAGAGCACAGCCUACCUCCAGAAACCAGAACGUGAAGUUGACGCAUCGGCCAAGGUCUGAAAUAAUAUCAAGUCAUCCGUUAAGUAAAAGUUGAUUUAAUCAUUUUCUUCUGCUUGUCACUGUUUAAAAAGAAAAAAAAGGAAAAAAAAAAACAAGCACAUGAGGAGUUAGUGAGAGGCUUUCUUUAGCACUAAGGGGGGCGGAGGGGGGGGGGGGGGGGAAUGAAGUGGACAGACCUGAGUGUGUGCUGCAGUGGAGUGGGGAGACAGAAGAGCGCUGGAAUCAGUCUGCAGCUCGCAGGUGUCCUCUGACUGAUCCAGGCCUCUCUGAAGACUGCAGCCUCGACUCCUGGCUCGCCGCCGCGUCACGCCGCUCCCCCAGAUCUGAUCCGUGUUCUCUGGCAGUUAGCUGCGGCACCCGCUAAGUGAUUUACAAAAAGGACUGUUGCCCGAUCAGAUUGAUUUGUUGAACCAACAAAGUCCCCGAAGCCGCCGCCACCGCCUCCGAGAGAGAGAGAGAGAGAGCGAGCGAGGGAUCCUGCUAUCGAGUCGCCCUGAACGAAGAUCCCAGGAGGGAGACGGUGGAUUUUUAACGCUCAUCAUGAAAGAUCUAUUGUUUUCUGCACUGGGAAUGUAAGUGAAACAUCUGUCCACAGUUUGUGAUCAUACUUUGACCUCAGAUACCGGAGUACAUUUUGUGUUGAGUUCUCUCACCGGACGGACAGUACAUAUACAGUAUGACAACUUGUGCAAUGUGAUAUAUCAUUAUAUAUCUUCACUAUUCACUACAACGUGAUAUCAAAGAGUUAUAUAUUGUUCUAUGUCAUUCGUUUGCCUUCUUAUAGGCCUUAUAAACUAACGGAGAAAGAAAAAAAAAAAGACCUUAGAGUUGCUUUUGUACGUUGUGUAAUUUAUGUUUCGUUCCAGUAAAAAGAGAAGUUGAGAACUGGGUGAGUUGGCUGCUGGUGUCUGUAGAGAUGGCUCCCGGUGAGAUCGUUUUGGAAGAUAAUUCUCCUGUCUGGCACAGCAAAAAGAUAUGGUUCCCAGGCCAUGAUAACCUCAGGUCCCGUGCUACGCCCCGCCCCUCCCCUCCCCUCCCCGCCCCGCCCCGCCCCAUCUCCCACCACUCUACUCAACACUACCACCAGGAUCAACACGCACACACACACAUAGACACACACACACACACACACACACACUCUCGCAGACACACAUAAUCACGCGCACUCGCUGGCCCGUUCUGCUGCGGAGAAGAGAGAUGCUAUCUAACAGUGCCUUCCAGCAUUCCACUAGUGAUUAUCUAUUCAGUUUCACAGGCAGAUUUGAAUUAGUCAUGUAUUUUCCCUUCAGUGCAUCUCUCACUCUCUCUCUCUCUCUCUCUCUCACUCUCUCUCUCUCACUCUCUAUCUCUCGCUCUCAUACACUCUGGGAAUUCCUCGUUCCCCGGUGCACGAGAUCCGCUCGGACAAAAACUUAGAGGUCAGGCCUUUUUUCUUUUCUUUUUCUCCUCCUUUCUUUUCCAUAUGAGUAGAUCCUGUGCUGUCCGACAGACACACUUAAUAGUAUUAAAAAAAGAAAGAAAAAAAAACACCUUAUUAUAUUCUAUCGCACUCUACAUAGCAGCAGUUUUAUUGCACAAGAAGAAAUCUAAUUUCAGAUGUUUUAGAAGCUACAUAGAGUUCAUUUAUCUAUUUAACAUGCUGAGAGAUGGUUUAAUUUGAAUAUAUAGCAGGAAGCAGAUUCUCAUUAGUCGACCUAGGUUUCACAUUUGAAAGUAUAUUAUUAACGCUGAGUUCCGAAUCAAAAGAAGAAUCAUCUAUUUUACCUUUAUCAGCUACACACUGUAAAUACUGUAAAAAGAACAGAUCAUAUAUUUGGAUAUUGGUAUUUUGCGUUGGAGACGAAUGUUGUUCCAGUUCUAGCGUGCGGUAGACCUCAGUACCAGGUAAAAUGCAUGCUUGUGGCAUCCAAUAUUUUGCAUGAGACUUAAGGCAACUCUUAACAGAUUGUUUGGUUUCAUUUGACUUCCGAAUCGGAUUUCUUUUAUUUUAUUUUAUUCUUCUUUUUUUUUUUUAAUCUCAUGGAAGCCCACGACGACGCGGUCCCAUGCCAUCUCACUGGAGGGCGCUCUUUUCUCUGUCCACCCGUCUCCUGCUCACUGCACACCACAGGCUGUAGCUUCUGGUUUUGUUUUUUGGUUGUUGUUUUUAUUAUUGUUUUUAUUUAUUGUCGAGUCCGGGGGGGAACGUGUGUUAUUUCCGCUCACGCUGAGCUGUUGAUAGGUGAUCUGACAGGCACUGGUCUUCUCUUUACCCACAUAAAUGGGGAUUUAGAAACUGUAACCUUAUUUUAAAGUCUUUACUUUAACCUUCACUGUCACGCUCCAGACUGCUCGUUGAUAUCUUUUUCUUUUUUCUUUCUUUUUCUUUCCAAAUGCCAUUUUCUGCGGAGGAAAAAAACGGGUAUAAUUUUUCUAUAACAACAGUGAACCAAAUAGGCGUUAGCACCGAUCAUGGGUGUUUGUGUAUAGAUUUGUAGUCAAGCAGAAGAGCUGAAUAAAUUCGAAACCUCCUGGGAUGAGCUAAAAAUAAACAUAAUCCUGAAGACACACACGCAAACACACACACACACACACACACACACACACACACACACACACACACACACACACACAUAUAUAGCGUACUUCAUUGCAAUUCAUACCAUGCUCUUGUUUCUGCUGAAGAAAUGAUUAUUUGAAGUACAAUGACUUGACUUUACCAGUGAAUUCCUCACUUGUAUUUAUUAACAGCAGUAUUAAAUAGUACCAAUUCUGGCCACGUCGUUUCAAGGAUGUAUAUAUCGGUUCCAUUUAUUUCUUUUAUAAUUCUCAAUCUGACCUGAGAGGACAGCGUCUGACACAGCUGAAGUUUUCAUUUGUUUCUAUUUUUAUUUCUCUCUCUCUCUCUUUUUCUGGUCAUGUAAUCACAACAGACUGUCAACUGGACGCUCACAUUUACCUGUUCUUUUAUUUUAUUGUUGUUCUUUUUUUUUCUUUUUUUUUUUUGUGAAUCCCGGGCACACAUGAGCCAGUAACUCUUUCGCGUUGUUUCAGACCGGUCAGGGUACAAGUCGUCCACAGCCACGGCCUGACGUGGUUUCCACUGACAGAAGACGACAUCCCACACUCACAAAAACACACUCCAUUGUAUAUUACCAUCCAGUUCCAAGGUCUGGAUUCUCUUUCUUUUUUUCUUUUUUUUUAAUUUUUCCUCACUUACAAACUUACUCGCACUAUCUGCAUCCUUUUGUCGCCAUAUGCAAACAACAUUUGUCGUUUUCUUUCUCGCUGGCCUUUUUUCAGUUGGAUUAUUUGUUGUAGAAAUGAAAAACCUGAAAAAUAAUUGCCUAUUCAAUCCAGAAACUGUGAAUGGGAGAGUGGAGAUGUCAGCUGUAUGUACAUUAUAUGUUUUGAUGUAAUCAAGAAGCACUGGGAAUAUGUUGUACUUCGCUGUAAAAAAUAAAUCCAUAUCUGAUA